Molecule: messenger RNA, 3357 nt
Organism: Pygocentrus nattereri (red-bellied piranha)
Lineage: Eukaryota; Metazoa; Chordata; Actinopteri; Characiformes; Serrasalmidae
Gene: fam234b
Product: family with sequence similarity 234 member B
Exons: 13
Coding region: 58-2049 (663 amino acids)
Molecular function (GO): protein binding
Source: RefSeq, a predicted model, not a curated record
CAUGAUACCUUGCAGCCCGCAGCCCCGCUCCGUAAACAGGCCCCGUUAUUGUCCAGCAUGGCAGCGGCGCUGUCUAGAGCUCUGAAACUGCCCGGUAAGAAGAGCUCAGAGCUGGGUGAGUAUGACCCCUUGACACAGGCCGACAGUGAAGAUGACAGUGAGGAGGAUGACCUUGUGCUUAAUUACCCCCGGAACGGGCUGGGUCGGGGCAGCUGCCUGGGGCCAGGGGCAACAGAUCCACGAGGCAGCAGGACAAGACUGGGGGAGGAAGAGGAGCUGGAGGAAGAAGAAGAGGAAGAAGAGAGGGGAGGAGGGCGGGGUAUGGGUACAGGGCUGAGGCAGGAUGGGGCAGGAGGAGGGGCAGGACCAGGGCAGGUGGGGGAUCCAGAGGGUAAUAAGGCAAGGGCGCAAGGUGCCAUCCGAACCGCAGCUUUUCUUUUGCCUCUUGCCUGUGCCACACUGACUGUGCUGCUGUGUGCAUUCCUGGUGCCCUGUAGGCAGGGAGCACUACAACACCACCCGCAGUGGGAGACCCAGUUAGGGGACGUGGGAGGUGUGACGUCACCUCCUCUGGCAUUAUGGGAUGUUGAUGGUGAUGGAAAGGAAGAUUUGCUCAUCGCAGUCACUAAAAUCUCCAACAGCAGCCAGCCAAUCAGUUCCCUAGGCACCAGUAAAGAGUACAGUGUAGUAGCUCUGCAUGGAGUGAGUGGAGAGAUGAUAUGGAGUCGAUCUGUGAAGGAGCCUGUGUUCUCCAUUCAGUGUGGCCUGCAAACUGCUGCCACUGAAGGUUUCGUGGCUCAGAGAGAGAAUCCUCCACCUGUCUGUCUCCUCGUCACUCCGUCAUGCCUCACCGCCAUCAAUGCAUCCUCAGGUAAGAAGCUGUGGAAAGUCCAGGCAGGGGAGGUGGAGUCUCGGGCUGUAGCUGUUCCUAAUCUGCAGGGAGACGUUGUUCCAGACCUGCUGAUCGCUGCUCUACCUGCAGACCAGAAUUCAGAUCUCUCUUUAGUCCUGCACUCAGGGUUGGAUGGCUCGUUGAUUGGACAGCCAGUGAACUUUACCCUCACAGCACAGGGAAAGCUCAUUGGUCCAUUGCUGCACGAGACAGCAGCAGGAGCGUACUACAUCCUAUUUGGUUUAGGCACUGUAGAGGCCAUCUCUCUGAGGGAUAUUUAUAGAAAGGCAACAGGCCGGAUACCGCUGCCCCCCAGCCUCAGCUUGAGGGACCCCCUCUGGGAGAAACAGAGCAAGACCAACCAGUCCAUUCUACACAUCUACAGUGGUUCUGAGCCAGCUGAGUAUUUGCUGCCUCUGGUGGCUGGAGUGUGUAAUAACCAUAACAACCUAGAUCCUCAGUCUAACCGUAACUCGAGCCGCAGUGACUGGGUGUUGCUGAACUCUAACAGCAGGAUCUCCAUUAUCAGAGAGAGGGACACUCACAAUGCCUGGACAGUCAACUCUUCCGCCAUACACAGCCGUCCUGCUGUUGGUCAUUUUAAUGAUGACGGAGUUCCUGACUUGCUCAUCCAACAAUCUGCCAAUGGAGUCCGAAAGGUUCAGAUUAUUGACGGAGCCCGAGGUGUGUGUGUGUGGGAAGCAGAGUUUGUGUGUCCUCGUCUCGUUCUGGAAGGUUCCUCCAUUUUGACCACAGGUGGCCUGUCUGUGUUUCUGUUCUGGGCUGGAGACCCUCUGCCCCCCUCCAGGAAUGCUACCAAGGUGAGCACAUCUGAGCCGGUUCUCCGCAGGCUUUUUCUCCUGCACCCAGCAUAUCCCACAAUCCUACAGCAGCUCAUCACCACCACAGACACAGCGCUGACAGCUACAGUGAGCUAUCAGAACGUGCAUAAGGACGCCUCCUAUGUGGUGGUUCUGUCCCGCCCCAUUUCUGGCCUGGGUCUGGGGGCUCAGGUGGUGAAGAGUUUGAGCGUGAGAGCAUCUCUGACAUCUGCGCUAACUGUACGUCUGGGACAGGACAGUAAAGCCAGUGGCCCACUUACACCCACCGCCUUCCAAAUCAACAAAUUAUUCAAACAGCUCUCCUUCAGACAGUGAGAGACUGUUAAAGCUCCUCCAUCACUAGCUAUGGAAACCUGCCACCAAGCAACAAGCAGACACCCAUAUGGAUCCCUUUGAACCCCUUUGCAGUUCAUGCAACUAUAGCUCUGCUUUUAAAUCCAUUUUAUCCUGCAGCAUGUUGUAAAAUUGUACUAAUCACUACCUAAGUGGCCAUUCCACUUUGUUGUUUUUUUUUUUUUUUUUUUUAAAGUGCGUAAGUGCGAUUGUAUUUAUUGGUAUUUAUUUCCUGGGUGCUGGUGAUGAAGUUUUGCUCCUUUAACUUGAAUGCAGAACUGACCGUAAAGACCACUAAUAAUGGUAUGUGAUCCACUGACUGUAAACAGUUUUUGCGAUUUUUAAAGAAAUAUGUAUAUAUGGGAUAAAUGUAAAAUGAGGGCAUUGAACACGUUCUGAACCUAAUGUAAAUAUAAUAUUUAAAUCAGUGUUUUUGGGAUGAGCCACUGCAGGCUAAAAACUCUAUUUUUACUUUAUUUGGUACCCUUUCAUCUGAAAUAGGAAUUGUUCCUUUUUUCCCAAAUUUCUGCAUAAAUCAAUCAUUGAAUAGUAAACAGCGUCAUUUAGAGUGGUUUAAUCUGAUUUUCUUACAGCGUUGGUGAUAGGAACCAGAGGCCUACAGUGCAAAUACAGCCAUUUUAUUUACCAUUCAGAAUGAGCGAUGAACUGACAUGUCCUCAUGUUUGUAAUGUUGAUAAUGGUCAGUGGUAAAUCUUUUAAAAAAAACUUUAUUCCUUGCCUGUGUCUUUCCACCAUGAAUGUUUUUAAAAAUGGUUUAGGUCAGUGUUAUUUCAGAACUAUCAUAAAACAAUAUCUAAGAUAUCAGAUAGCAUAUUUGUAACCAUUUUGUGUAACAGCUUUUUUUGUGACAGCUUUUAGAGGCACUAAACACUCCAGAUGUCUGAUUCCCACCACUGUGAGCUAUUAUGAGCACAACCAGAACAUAUCAAACUGAAUGAAUUUUAUUCUUUAUUGAAUUAUGCAGAAUCUGUAUUUUCUUGAGUAUUUUAUUUUUUCUUUAUUCACUCGAGCUGAUGUUCUUUUCUCUCUGUUAACUCCAUCUGAAUGUGAUAUGUAGAUAUGUGGCUCUAAUGCUGUACAGUAGACCUAUUUAUUGCACUCAUCAAAGCACUGGAAAGUAACUCUUCCUGAAUUUUUUGUGUGAGAAACUAAACAAGCUCUUGUAGAAUAGAGACUUUUGGUUCGUGUUCUGUUUGAAAUGGAUUUCUAAUUGCUGCAAUUUUUUGAAUUAGCUGAACAAUAAAAACCAUCGAGCUGCUAAAGUACAGA